This is a messenger RNA of Dichotomopilus funicola, 387 nucleotides long. RefSeq lists its product as uncharacterized. NCBI's taxonomy places the organism in Eukaryota, Fungi, Ascomycota, Sordariomycetes, Sordariales, Chaetomiaceae. The coding region runs from base 1 to 387 and encodes 128 amino acids. The transcript has a single exon. The record is from RefSeq and is a predicted model, not a curated record.
AUGUGUAUGCUCGUCGUCGAACCCACCACUGAUAUCACCACUAAUACCACCACUAAACCACCACCACAACACCCAUACCCCAUCACGCGCGGACUGUGCGCGCGUACUCGCACUCUCGCCGAGCUAGACGCACUUUACCCGAGCGUGGUGCCCAACGCCGGCGACGAGGGGGCCGACGACGCCGGUUCCGCGUGCCCGCGCCCGCCGCCUGCGGCGGUGACUGUACCGCUGCGGAGGCAUGAGGGAAGGGAGGGGGCUGGGGUAGGUGGGAUGCUGGAGAUGGGAAUACUGGAGAUGGGAUGCCAGGUGCGCUGGGUGGUGGUGGUGAUGGCGGUGGCAGUGAUGGUGGCGGCGGAGGCGGCGGUGAUUGCGGUAGUAGAUUGUUGA